AUACACCCAUCGCUCAUACCAGCGUUCAGUGGCGAGGGUAUGUAUGGCAAUCUCGUCCACCAAGCAGUGGUUAAGCGCGGCGUUAAAGUCACUGGAUGCACAGUUCAUUUCGUCACCAAUGAAUACGAUGCUGGUCCUAUCAUACUGCAGAAGGUCUGCGAAAUUUCAUCUGGGGAUAGCUGGGAGGCCGUUCGCGAUAAGGUGGCUGUUGCGGAACGAGAAGCAUACCCCGCGGCGAUCCAACUUCUCGUUGAUGGAUGUCUGAGAGUUGAAGACGGCAUCGUUGAGAUUAUUGAGGCCCCAUAG
Perkinsus marinus ATCC 50983 is the source of this 306-nucleotide messenger RNA. Its product is annotated as phosphoribosylamine-glycine ligase, putative. The transcript is spliced from 2 exons. The record is from RefSeq and is a predicted model, not a curated record. Gene Ontology annotation, cellular component: cytoplasm. The annotation marks the transcript as partial. Gene Ontology annotation, molecular function: phosphoribosylglycinamide formyltransferase activity. Gene Ontology annotation, biological process: 'de novo' IMP biosynthetic process. NCBI's taxonomy places the organism in Eukaryota, Perkinsozoa, Perkinsida, Perkinsidae.